AAAAAAAUAAUGUCAAAUAAUCAACAUUGUGAUACCAAAUGCUUAGAACACCCUUAUCAAGAUAUUAUUUGGGUAUGCUCAACUUGUCCAAACAAUACUCCUGUAUGUAUUGACUGUAUUGUAGAAAUUCAUGAUGGUCAUAGAUUUAAAAGAUUAAAUGAUAUAAAUUUAAGAAAUAAAAUAGACCAAGAUUUUAAAAAUCAAACUGCACCAAAAAUUAAAAACUAUUUAGAAAAUAAUAAAAAAAUAUUGGAUGAAUCAAACAAUCAAUUUAAACAAAUUGAAGAUAGUUAUAAAAAUAAUUUAGAUAAAAAUUUAAACAUAUUUAAAGAAUUAAAAGAUAUUAUCAAUGAAAAAGAAAAUGAUAUCAAAGAAUUAUUAAAAUCUAAAUUCAAAAAAAAUAAAAAUUUAAAAAAUAAAAUAACAACAAAAAUAAAAAAUAAUAAUAAUAUAAUUUUUGAUGCUAUUUAUUAUAAUUAUUGUGUUAAUUAUAAUAUUGAUAAUAAUGAAUUUAUUAAACUUUUAAAACUCAAUCAUCAAUGUAAUAAUCUUUUAUCAAAUAUAAAUAAUAAUAAUAACGACUUACCAGUAUAUAAGGAUAACCAAUUAAUAAUUAAAGAAAAUAAUCUCUACUCAAUCAAAGAUCUAAUAAACAACUAUUCAGAAGUACUCGUUAAAAAUUUAAAAACCUUAAAAUUGUGUCAAAAAGAAUUUAAAAUUUACAGAGAGGGGUAUGAUAUUAGUCAUUUAAAUAUUGAUUCCCUUGCUAUUGGACCUACCCAAUGUUUACCAAAAGCUAUUCCAAAAAAAGUUACACAUUUAUUAUUACUAGAUGGCUUUAAUCAACCACUUGAUUUUAUACAACCCUCCGUACAAUACUUGUAUUUACAAAACAUCAAGUAUCAAUUAACACCUGAUUCAAUUCCAGAAACAGUUCAACAUUUAAUAUUACUAGAUGGCUUUAAUCAACCACUUAAAUUUAUACCACCAAAGAUAUACUGCUUGAAUUUACAAAACAUCAAGUAUCAUUUAUUGCUUGGUCCAAUUCCAAAAACAGUUACACAUUUAGUUUUACAAGAUUGUUUUAGUCAUCCACUUGAUUUUAUACCACCCGACGUAGAACACUUGUAUUUAUAUAACAUCAAGUAUCAAUUAACACAUAAUUCAAUUCCAGCAUCAGUUAAAUAUUUAUAUUUACUAAAAGGUUUUGAUCAACCACUUAAUUUUAUUCCAACCACCAUAAAGUGUUUGGAAUUAGGAAACAUCGAGUUUAAAUUAAAACCUGGUUCAAUUCCAAAUCAUUUAACUCAAAUUACAUUUUCCAAUGGCUUCUCUCAACGUUUUACAAAAGGUAUUAUCCCUGGCUCUACAGCUACCAUUUAUAUGGAAGAUGAUUUAAAUUUUGAUGGUUUACCCAUAACAAUUCCAGCAACAGUUUCACAUCUAUUAUUGCUUGAUGGCUUUAAUCAACCACUUAGUUUUAUACCACCCACCGUACAAUGCUUACUUUUACAAAAUAUCAAUUAUCUAUUAAUACCUGAUUCAAUUCCAACAACAGUUACAUGUUUAUAUUUACUAGAUGGCUUUAAUCAACCACUUAAGUUUAUACCACCUACCGUAGAAUGCUUGUAUUUAUAUAACAUCUGGUAUCAAUUAACACCUGGUUCAAUUCCAAAUCAUUUAACUACUCUUAUAUUUGAUAAUGGUUUCUCUCAACCUUUUACAAAAGGAAUUAUCCCUGACUCUAAUACUACUGUUUUUUUGGGGGAUGUAAAAUACCCUUUAAAAUUUGACUCCAUUUCAAACCCCAAACAAAAAAUUGAUUAUUCAAUCUUCUACCAACAUCCAAUAAUUAAAUUUCCAAAAUACCACAAAUAG
This is a messenger RNA of Dictyostelium purpureum, 1878 nucleotides long. RefSeq lists its product as uncharacterized. The record is from RefSeq and is a predicted model, not a curated record. The annotation marks the transcript as partial. The transcript has 4 exons. NCBI's taxonomy places the organism in Eukaryota, Evosea, Eumycetozoa, Dictyosteliales, Dictyosteliaceae.